Messenger RNA from Brassica napus (rape), 725 nucleotides. RefSeq names its product nucleolin 1-like. The record is from RefSeq and is a predicted model, not a curated record. The coding region runs from base 1 to 639 and encodes 212 amino acids. NCBI's taxonomy places the organism in Eukaryota, Viridiplantae, Streptophyta, Magnoliopsida, Brassicales, Brassicaceae. The transcript has a single exon.
AUGAAAUCUGGCGAAGCAGCUCCUGCUGUCGUGGUUAAGAGAGAGCCUGAAGAUGGUGACUUGGAGACCAAAACAAAUCUGAAGAAGCAGAAGAAAGACGUAGUUGACACAACGGAAGGAUUGUUUGAUCAUCUAAAGCGGAUGGAAUCAAAAUUUGAUUUGUUGGUGACAAAGUUGGAUCUAUUGAUCUCAGUGGAAGGUAAGGGAGUUCAUGCCAAGAAGUUUUUAAAGGCCAAGGCUGAGAUCAGUUCAUCCGAGGAUGAAUCAUCUUCUUCUGAUGAUGAGGAUUCUGUGGAGAAACCUGUUGCAAGUGCUAAGCCGGUUGCUAAAUUUUCUUCUUCCUCCGAAUCAGAAAAUGAUUCAGAAGAUGAGAAGGAAACUCUGGCUACUAGUUCAGAUUCAUCAGAUGAUGAGGAAAGUGACCAAGGUGAAAAACCUGAGCAGAAAAUGGAGGGCACUAGUGCUGAUUCUACCGAGAAAUCUGAUGAAAAGGAGCGUGAAGAUCGUUUCGGUUUUGCCCCUGGUCGUUUUAGGGGUGGUCCUUUAGGAUUCCGUGGUCGCGGUAGAGGUCGUUGGCCUUUUGGAGGUCCUUUUGUAGGUGGUCGUUGUGGUGGUCUUGGGCACUGUAGCGGCUGUUAAGGUUUUGUUGUGCGAGUAAUAAACCUCUUCUCUAGCUAUUUGUUUUUUUUAACUUAUGAUUCAAAUUCAAUGCACCCUUUUUAUUA